AAUUAAAAAUAAUUUUGUGAUUGUGCACAACAUUAUUAUGAUGGACCCUAAAAAAUAUAAUAUUUUAACACUUUGCUUUUUACUUUUAAGUAUAAGUAAAUUUUCUUGGGCGGAAGAAAAGCCGAAAAUUCUUAUAGCAAGUACGGUUGUCCCAGAAAGUGUUUUAGAACUUCUAAAAUCAAAAUGUGCUUUGAUUUUAAUCAAGAAAGAAUCUAAAAACCACAUCCUAUCAAAAGUUCAAGGAGUCCAUGGAAUUUUUUGGGCCACCAAAACCCAUCUGGAUAAAGAAAUAAUAGAUACAGCUGGUCCAAAUUUGACCACAGUUUGCACAAUGUCAGCAGGAUACGAUCACAUUGAUACCAAAACACUAAAACUGAAAGGAAUCAAAUUUGCCAAUACUCCAGGUGUUUUAAAUGCAGCAGUUGCUGAUACAGCAGUUCUAUUGGCUUUGGCAGCUUCAAGAAGGUUACAUGAAGGAAGAGUAGAUAUGGAAAGUGGAAAUUGGAAAAAUGGUCUACAAACUAGAUUGGGGAUUGAUAUUUCGGGUUCCAUAGUUGGUAUAAUUGGUUUUGGGGGAAUUGGUCAAGCUAUAGCAAAAAGAUUAGCCCCUUUUGAAGUGUCACAGUUUUUGUAUACUGGACAUUCGGAAAAACCAGAAGCAAAAUCCCUCAAGGCAAAAUUGGUAGAUCUAGAAACUCUAAACAAAGAAGCAGACUUUAUUUUUAUCUCCUGCCCUUUGAAUAAUGAAACUAAAGGAAUGAUUAACAAAGACUUUUUUGGCAAGACCAAAAAAACCGCGGUUUUGGUGAACAUAGCCAGAGGAGAAAUAGUGGUGCAAAAAGAUCUCAUUAAAGCGCUGAAAAGGGGUAAAAUAUUUGCAGCUGGAUUGGAUGUUAUGACCCCAGAGCCUUUGCCAUCAGAUAGUGAACUUUUGAAAUUACCGAAUGUUGUUUUGACACCUCAUAUUGGAAGUGCUACAAAGAAAACUAGGGAACAAAUGGCAGAAUUAACCGCUCAUAAUAUGUUGAGGGGUCUUGGAGGGGAAAAUAUGAUCUCACCUGUUAAUUUGUAGAUACAAAUAUUUUAAAUUAAGUUAAUUAAAUAAAAUGAUUAAAAGUUAAAGUUAACAUUGUUGUUUUUUUUUAAAUAAAAGAAUUAAAAUUUCAAAAUUUUCAAUUUAAAUUUUAA
Brassicogethes aeneus is the source of this 1188-nucleotide messenger RNA. The record is from the annotation of a GenBank genome assembly. Lineage: Eukaryota; Metazoa; Arthropoda; Insecta; Coleoptera; Nitidulidae.